Molecule: messenger RNA, 705 nt
Organism: Paramecium tetraurelia
Lineage: Eukaryota; Ciliophora; Oligohymenophorea; Peniculida; Parameciidae
Exons: 2
Source: RefSeq, a predicted model, not a curated record
AUGAGUUACGAUAUUUCCCAAUAGUUCAUCGAAUUUCGUAAGCAAAUUAUGAACAAAACCUUGGCCACUCCAGUGACCAACAACAGCAAAAUACAAACUGUAUCAACGCCAUCAAAGAAACAAGAAUUUUCAGUUGACAUCCUCAAAUCAUCGAUCUGCAAAAACGCUAAACGUCUCAAAGUUAAAUCUGCUAUAUCAAAUAUUCCUUUGAGUCCCAAUAAACAAAAAGCAUAAUCUCCAAUCAAGAAAUAGCCUUUCAAAAGUCCGUAAAGAUUGAAUCAGAAUUAACCAAUCAGGAGUCCAAACAAAUAACUAUACAGCAGCACAUCCAAAAGUUAACAGUCUUAACUGAACACUUUUCAAUUGCCACAAUCUUAUAGAUAAUCAGAUUAUGUCGAUCAAUAAAGUCAAAUCAAGUUGUACUCUUCCAAAUACCAGAAAAUUAUGAAUGAAGAACAAGGACUUUAUUAUAGUCAAUUGCAAACUAAAUUAGAUCAACUUUCGUAGAUUAUUGGUAAUCAAGAUGAUCGACAAAGAAACCUACUUGAAAUCGACAACAUGAUUAAUCAAUCCAAACAGAUCAAUGCAAAAUCUAGGGUCUAAAAACAUGUCGAUAGUUUGCAAUUUGAAAGCAAGGCAUUGCAAAGCGAUCUAAACACUAUUAAAAAUAAAAUAUCAAGAUUUUCUGAUUUUACUGAUAAUUGA